AUGGACCAGAAAAAGGUAAAGGCCAUUUUGGAUUGGCCUGAGCCAAAGAAGCUAGGAGAGCUUCGUUCUUUCUUGGGUUUAGCUAACUAUUACCGACGCUUUAUAAUUGGAUAUUCAAAGAAAGUUGCCCCAUUGACAGAUUUGUUGAGGAAGGACAAAUCAUGGGCAUGGGAUGACGAGUGUCGGCGGUCAUUCGAUGCAUUAAAGGAAGCGGUAUCGACAGAACCAGUUCUUUGCUUGCCUAGCUUCGAUGUACCAUUUGAAGUGCACACUGAUGCUUCAGACAGGUCUCUAGGGGGAGUCUUGGGGAAAGAUGGCCAUCCAGUAGCUUAUGAGAGUUGUAAGCUUAACGAUGCUGAAGCCCGAUACACUGUGCAUGAGAAAGAGAUGUUGGCAGUGAUACAUUGCCUAAGAACAUGA
Molecule: messenger RNA, 420 nt
Organism: Papaver somniferum (opium poppy)
Lineage: Eukaryota; Viridiplantae; Streptophyta; Magnoliopsida; Ranunculales; Papaveraceae
Exons: 1
Coding region: 1-420 (139 amino acids)
Source: RefSeq, a predicted model, not a curated record